Messenger RNA from Epinephelus fuscoguttatus (brown-marbled grouper), 2346 nucleotides. RefSeq lists its product as uncharacterized. The transcript is spliced from 2 exons. Gene Ontology annotation, molecular function: DNA-binding transcription factor activity, RNA polymerase II-specific; RNA polymerase II transcription regulatory region sequence-specific DNA binding. Gene Ontology annotation, cellular component: nucleus. The record is from RefSeq and is a predicted model, not a curated record. Gene Ontology annotation, biological process: regulation of transcription by RNA polymerase II. Lineage: Eukaryota; Metazoa; Chordata; Actinopteri; Perciformes; Serranidae. Bases 249 to 1850 code for a protein of 533 amino acids.
UCCGUAGAAGAAGAGCGGUCUGUGCUCCGCUUUUCGGUGUGGCUAACAAGCUAACUGCCACCCACUCUUGUAAAAUACCGGCAAAUCAGUCUACUCGUGAAUGUCUAUCAAAACGUCAAUCGACAAGCUGUUUGCAGUUUAUUGCAAGGAUAUAAUAUUACCUGAAUAUUUAUACGGCGAAACUCUGAUAUUCAUGUGAAGGAAAGGUGCUGCAGACGACUCUACAGUGAACAACAGUGAACACGUCCAUGACCGGCCUGAUGAUGGAGAGAGGAAUGCAAAAACUGCACAAUGUCCUGGAGGACGGUCUAGGCAGAGACUUGAUGAACGCCGGACGGUUUUGCUUCAGCUGUGAGCAGAUAUUUGCAAAUCGGAAAUGCCUGGAGGAACACUUUUGUUCUGCUGCAAGUCACAUCUGCUCCUGCGGAACUGAGUUCACUGAAUACAAAGACAUGCUGGAGCACAGCACUACCCAUGAACCAGGGCACCAAGUGCUUGAUCAUGGAACAAUAAGGAAGCGCAGAAUUGAGAAGCGCAUUGAAGAGGAGGCGCAGCUGAAAAGACUGCAGACUGGUGAAGUCGUCUGGCAGACACCUAAAUUGAACAAUGCAUCAUCAGUCUCUUUGCCAAUGAAGCCAACGCUGCAAGGAUCCAUUACAUCAGCCUAUAUGCCACAAGUUCCCAUGCAGUCUGCGCAGAUUUCACAAGUGCCUCAGUUGUACCACCCCGGGUCACAAUCAUCUUUGCUCCCAAAUCCUGUCCGCAAUGAACAAGACAUGCAGAAUAUUUUUGCAGGUGUAGGUGCACCAACAGUAGAUCUUUGGACACUUUACCAGCCUGUCGUGUUGUUGCAAACGGUGCGGAAAUUUAACAAGUCCAAGCCUUACACUUGCGGCAAAUGUGGGCAGGGUUUUAUGACAAAGACUGAUCUCGUCCACCACCACAGCUCUCAUGUCACAGACAAAGUUUCUGGCUGUAUAGGAUGUGGGCUGCUACUCUCCAGCAAGAAGAUGGUGCCUCGCUUCCAUGUUUGUAAGGGACCCAACCCUGUUACCAAAUUCAGACUCAUCACUGCGAAGCCACUGAAGAUGAAGACACAAAAUGACGCCAGUACAUCAAGGAGUCCGCGUAUCCUAGGGCCUAGGUUUCGGGGGAAAAAACACAGUCCCAGUGCAGCCAGUAAUGGCAGUCGUGCACCUCUUAUUAUUCCCAACCUGCAACUGAAAAAUCAGAAAUUCAGUGCAUACAGUAAAAACAAUCAGGGCUUUCGUGCCUCUCCGAAUCUGCAAGCAAAGAGUCCCAGUGCAUCCAAGCCUUAUAUCAUCGCCCCCUUUCCAUCAAUGAGUCAGAGUCCAAAUCCCAGUGCAUCCAACAGAAGCAGUCGGGGGCUUCUUGUCACUUCCUCCAUGCAGUUCAAGAUGCUCUCAAACUCUGCAUCAGGUAUGUCGAGCAGAGCAUUGCAGACAUCCCCUGUAUCAAGUGGGUUCCCAUGUCGUGUCUGUCAUCUUCCUUUUGAAACUGCUCAGCUGCUACAGAGGCACAAGUGUAUCAAAGCACAGGAGUUUAUGGCACACCACGUUCGAGGUGGCAAACAGCGUUACAGAAUAAAGAGGGUGACACCAGUGGCAAGCUCAGUUCCUGCCCAGAUGAAUGGUGAGCGAAAACUUGGGAUUCCUUCUCCUGGUAACGUAAUGAAAAACCAAGUCAUGGCUGUCGGUCAAGGAGUGGUUCCUGUAAAUGGGAAAACAGAAGUAGAUAUGGAGGAUGAUUGCUACAUAGUUGAAAGCGGACCAGACAAACCUGCUGAGAUGAUUUACCAAGUAACCUCGUCUGUCCCUAUUAAGACUUGACCAAACAAGAGCUGCACAUCCAGUUUGCAUGUCACGUUUUAUGUUUAUAAAGGACCAAGUGCAUAAAGUCAGUCCUGUUUGAACAGCAUCAACUUGUUAGGUUAACUGCGCAGGAACACGAUGCUUUCUGGCUUUCUCCAAACUAUUAAAGAUAAGAAAGUGUCGGAUGAAUAGCAACAACAAACACGCUUCCUUAUCAAGCUGGAUUUUUUUUGUCAGUUCUGUAAACAGUUCCAAUAAUGGUGCCCCUGCAAUCAUAAUAGAAAAUGUAAGUCAGUAAAGUUCAUUAAUGAAAAUGUAUGUGCAUGGUUUACCCAUGUUUGGUGGGAUAACCAGGUAUGGUCUUAUAGUUUGUUUUUCUUUUUUAAUUAUGUUUUUAGUAUGAUCAGAAUGUGUUGUGAGGCUGUGGGAAUUGACCACAAUACCUUGUGUGUUCUUACCAGCUUUGUCAGACUUUAAGAUUACAGUAUAUGUUGUAUUAAACUAUAUUUUCAAA